AUGUCCCCCCCACCCUGGCCCAUCAAAAAAUACUCUCCUCGCCACUCCACCUGGCCCUACACACCCCAAGACUUCCAUCGACAAGAUGCUUCCCCAGACACACAAUUUUACCAUCAACCCCGCUUCGUCACGCACAUUGACGAUGCGGCAAUUGCGGAUUUACGAGAAUAUUAUCGGAGCGUACUUCUUCCUUGUUGUACUGCAGAUGGCGGUGGUGGUCGUAUUUUGGAUUUUUGUAGUAGUUGGAUUAGUCAUUAUCCGGGGGAAAUUGAGGACAUGGUGAAAGAUGGAGAGGAGGGAAAAGGAUGGAAGAUUACAGGUUUAGGAAUGAAUUACCAAGAAUUAGAGGCGAAUCCCAUUUUGAACAAUGGAAGAAUUUGCUGGGAUUUGAACGUGGAGCCGGAUUUGAAAGUUGCUUUGACCUCUUCCACCACCACCAACACCAACAAGACGAUAUCAAAAUUCGACAUCUCCACCUCCGCCCUCUCCAUCGACUAUCUCACCUCGCCCAUCUCCGUCCUCUCAAGUCUUUUAGAUCUCACCAACGAGGGAGGAAGUGUACAUUUGGUGAUUAGCAAUCGAUGUUUCCCCACCAAAGCGAUUGCGCGAUGGUUACGCGUGGAUGAGGAGGAACGCGUGCAGAUGGUGGGGGAUUUUUUGCAUUUUGCGGGGUGGAAGGGGAUUGAGAUUGUGGAGGAGGAGGAGGGAUCCGUUGUGGGUUGUUAG
Molecule: messenger RNA, 726 nt
Organism: Sphaerulina musiva SO2202
Lineage: Eukaryota; Fungi; Ascomycota; Dothideomycetes; Mycosphaerellales; Mycosphaerellaceae
Exons: 2
Coding region: 1-726 (241 amino acids)
Source: RefSeq, a predicted model, not a curated record